Arabidopsis thaliana (thale cress) is the source of this 1697-nucleotide messenger RNA. RefSeq names its product UDP-glucosyl transferase 85A7 (gene UGT85A7). NCBI's taxonomy places the organism in Eukaryota, Viridiplantae, Streptophyta, Magnoliopsida, Brassicales, Brassicaceae. The coding region runs from base 29 to 1492 and encodes 487 amino acids. Gene Ontology annotation, molecular function: UDP-glycosyltransferase activity. The transcript is spliced from 2 exons. The record is from RefSeq and is marked reviewed.
UUUUUUCUCGGCAUAAGAGAGCAAGAAAAUGGAAUCUCAUGUUGUUCAUAACGCACAAAAGCCACACGUAGUUUGCGUGCCUUACCCGGCUCAAGGCCACAUCAAUCCGAUGCUGAAAGUGGCUAAACUCCUCUACGCUAAAGGCUUUCACGUCACCUUCGUUAACACUCUCUACAACCACAACCGUCUCCUCCGGUCCCGUGGUCCCAACGCGCUCGACGGGUUUCCUUCAUUCCGGUUCGAGUCCAUCCCUGACGGUCUACCGGAGACUGAUGGCGAUAGGACGCAGCAUACUCCUACCGUUUGCAUGUCCAUUGAGAAAAACUGUCUCGCUCCAUUCAAAGAGAUUCUGCGCCGGAUCAACGAUAAAGAUGAUGUUCCUCCAGUGAGUUGUAUUGUAUCGGACGGUGUGAUGAGUUUUACUCUUGACGCAGCCGAGGAACUAGGUGUCCCAGAGGUUAUUUUUUGGACCAAUAGUGCUUGUGGUUUCAUGACUAUUCUACACUUUUAUCUUUUCAUCGAGAAGGGUCUAUCUCCUUUUAAAGACGAAAGUUACAUGUCAAAGGAGCAUCUAGACACAGUUAUAGAUUGGAUACCAUCAAUGAAGAAUCUUAGGUUAAAGGACAUCCCUAGCUAUAUACGUACCACAAAUCCUGACAACAUAAUGCUUAAUUUCCUCAUUCGAGAAGUUGAGCGAUCUAAACGCGCUAGUGCUAUCAUUCUCAACACGUUUGAUGAACUCGAGCAUGAUGUUAUCCAGUCUAUGCAAUCUAUUUUACCUCCGGUUUAUUCUAUUGGGCCACUCCAUCUCCUUGUGAAGGAAGAAAUAAACGAGGCUAGUGAAAUAGGACAGAUGGGAUUAAAUUUGUGGAGAGAGGAGAUGGAAUGUUUGGAUUGGCUCGAUACAAAAACUCCAAACAGUGUUCUUUUUGUUAACUUUGGAUGCAUAACGGUGAUGAGUGCAAAACAGCUUGAAGAAUUUGCUUGGGGUUUGGCGGCAAGUAGGAAAGAGUUUUUAUGGGUGAUCCGUCCUAAUUUAGUGGUGGGAGAGGCGAUGGUGGUUCUUCCACAAGAGUUUUUAGCGGAGACGAUAGACCGGAGAAUGUUAGCUAGUUGGUGUCCUCAGGAGAAAGUUCUUUCUCAUCCCGCGAUAGGAGGGUUCUUGACGCAUUGCGGGUGGAACUCAACAUUGGAGAGUCUCGCUGGUGGUGUUCCGAUGAUAUGUUGGCCAUGUUUUUCGGAGCAACCGACGAAUUGUAAGUUUUGUUGUGACGAGUGGGGAGUGGGUAUAGAGAUUGGUAAAGAUGUGAAGAGAGAGGAGGUCGAGACGGUGGUUAGAGAACUUAUGGAUGGAGAAAAGGGGAAAAAGCUGAGAGAAAAGGCGGAAGAGUGGCGGCGGUUGGCCGAGGAAGCGACGAGGUAUAAACAUGGUUCGUCGGUCAUGAAUCUUGAGACGCUUAUACAUAAAGUUUUCUUAGAAAAUCUUAGAUGAGAAAAGUUCUAAUGCGGUAGUUAAUUACAAAUAUCAUAUGAUAGUUUUGGUGGUAGACCCUAGAGGCCUAUAGAUGUGUUACUCGUUUCUUUUAUAUAAUUAUAAUUGGUCUUUAUUUUCUGUUUGUAAUCAGUGUAAAUUGCUAUAGAAUAACUUUAGCAUAAUAACUUUUAUUUUUGUUUGUUGAUACCAAAAUAUUGUUAGA